CGACUCAUGCGAGUUUUACUGUACUAGUACUACUGAUUCUCGUUGCAGUACGUAUUACUACACUAGUAGUAGUACAUAAAUCAGCACGUCAAAUCGAUACGUAAAAUACGUAAUGGAAUCAGCACGUAAAGUGGGCAUCGUAGGAUAUGGUCACAUUGGAAAAUACCUUGUGGACUGCAUUUUAGAUCAUCCUAACCUUGAGCUGGCAUUUGUCUGGAAUCGGACACCAAGUGUGAUGCAAGGAAAGGUUGAGGAGGGUUACAUUUUAACUGACCUAGCUGAAUUUGUCCACAUAGAGGUAGACCUGAUUGUUGAGGUGGCCCAUCCAAGCAUAUCUAUGCAGUAUGGACCCCUGUUUCUACAGCAUGCAGACUACAUGAUGGGAUCACCCACAGCUCUUGCUGACAGAAAGCUGGAAACUACGUUAAGAAAACUUAGUGCUGAGUACAGCCAUGCUGUCUACAUUCCUAGUGGAGCUUUCUGGGGUGGAGAAGAUAUUCGCAAAAUGGCUGAUAUGGGAACAUUAUUGGGUUUGAACAUAUCAAUGACAAAGCAUCCAUCUAGCUUCAAGCUGUUGUCUCCUCUAAUGGAAAAGAAUGAGAAUGUAGUGCAAAGAACUGUUUUGUAUGAGGGUCCAGUGAGGGAGCUUUGUCGUUUAGCGCCAAACAACGUUAACACAAUGGCAGCUGGAGCAGUAGCAGCUCAUAAUUUGGGCUUCGAUGGCGUUCAAGGAUCAAUAAUAUCUGACCCAAACUUGCCAGACUGGCAUGUUGUAGAGGUCCAGGUCACAGGGCCAACCAACCCAAAAACUGACCAAACGUUUACAGUCAAGACUGUACGUCAGAAUCCAUCACAAGCUGGUAGUGUGACUGGCAGUGCUACAUUCAAGUCAUUCUUCAGCAGUAUACUAGGUGCCACUGGAAAAGAUUCAGGAUUUCACCUCUGCUAAGUGAAUCAUGCUCAACAUGUUGUAUGCAUUAAAAAGUACAUAUUUAACAAUUAAUUCAUGGGUAAUACUGCCAACUUUAUUCUUAUUAUCAUAUGAAAUAAUCAUAGCUGUACUUAGAUCGGCUUGUGAUGAAAUUAUAAACAUUAAAAUCAGAGGUGCUAGUUGUGAUGUGUAAGGGGCCUAUUGUGCAGGAAUGUAUAUUUUAUAUAAUAAUGUUGUGCUAACAAUGUAUUUUUUAAUAUAUUUUAUUAUUUUUAACAAAAGUUAUUGCUAUCAAAAACAAGAAAAGAGAUGUUCUUAUAAAAA
Messenger RNA from Priapulus caudatus, 1255 nucleotides. Its product is annotated as putative L-aspartate dehydrogenase. Gene Ontology annotation, biological process: NAD+ biosynthetic process. Gene Ontology annotation, molecular function: NADP binding; L-aspartate dehydrogenase [NAD(P)+] activity. Bases 113 to 949 code for a protein of 278 amino acids. NCBI's taxonomy places the organism in Eukaryota, Metazoa, Priapulida, Priapulimorpha, Priapulimorphida, Priapulidae. The transcript has 8 exons. The record is from RefSeq and is a predicted model, not a curated record.